Molecule: messenger RNA, 8105 nt
Organism: Dunckerocampus dactyliophorus (ringed pipefish)
Lineage: Eukaryota; Metazoa; Chordata; Actinopteri; Syngnathiformes; Syngnathidae
Product: low-density lipoprotein receptor class A domain-containing protein 4-like
Exons: 4
Coding region: 297-1130 (277 amino acids)
Biological process (GO): negative regulation of transforming growth factor beta receptor signaling pathway
Cellular component (GO): early endosome membrane; Golgi membrane
Molecular function (GO): R-SMAD binding
Source: RefSeq, a predicted model, not a curated record
AAGCCCGCCCAGUCUGUGUUGGAGGACAGCUGCACUCGCAGGAGCCAAAAGGAAAAACCGCACAAUGCAAGAACCGCACAAAACCAGCCGACCUCGAAGCAGCAACUAAUCCACUUUCCGAACCGAGCCCGAGCAGACCAUGGCCUGAGGACCGUCGUGGGAAAUCCGUGCCGAAGUGUCGGACUCUGCUGCCGCUGCCUGGAAGUUUUUUGCUUGUUUCCCAGUCGGGGGGGCCGACGGUGGCGGCGGCGGAGGCUCCUCUCCCCCCGGAGCGGUGUCCCGGUCUACCGAGCCCCAUGCAAAAUCUAACUGCCCUUGCUGGUUCCGACAAGUCCAAUGCCACCUGCUCCUGCAACUGUAGCUCUUCCCAGCCACAGGGAAUGGACGUAUCUGAAGUGGAGUUUGUUCAGAUUGUGGUGAUCAUUGUGGUGAUGACGGUGAUGGUGGUGGUCAUCGUCUGCUUGCUCAACCACUACAAGCUCUCCAUCUUCAUCACCAGGCAGAGCCACGCCCGCCGCCACCACCGUGCCCUGCAGCAGGAUGGAUGUCUGUGGCCGUCAGACAGCAACUGUGGACAAGGAGCCUCUGAGGCCAGGGAUCGCUACACCGCUCCUGCCUUCAUUCACCGAGACCGCUUCAGCCGCUUCCAGCCCACCUACCCGUACCUGCAGCACCAGAUCGACCUGCCACCCACCAUCUCGCUGUCGGACGGCGAGGAGCCCCCACCGUACCAGGGUCCCUGCACCUUGCAGCUUCGCGACCCCGAGCAGCAGAUGGAACUCAACAGAGAGUCGGUCAGGGCGCCGCCGAACCGGACCAUCUACCACAGCGACUUGAUCGACAUUGGGGCUGGCGGGGGCUCUGGAGGUCCGAGGCCGCCGAGCAGUAACUCCGGCAUUAGUGUAGCCAACUCCAGCAGUCACGGGCGCAUGGAGGGGCCCCCGCCCGCGUACAGCGAGGUGAUUAGCCAAUACCCCGGCUCAACCUUCUUUCUACACCAGCAAAGCAAUAACCAGAGAGUUGGGGGCUGCGGGGGGCCUGAGAGCAGGACGAUCCGGCAGCAGAACCAGUCCGAAAGCACAAUAGUACCUGCCGAGGCGAAGGCCGGCCAACCUGAGGAUCUGGUGUGAGGAAAAGAGCACGUGGGACCACCCAAAGAACUCUUGACCUUGGUCUUACCUUGGUCUCUCUCGCUGUCCCUCGUCCCCCAUGCACAAAUUAGCAACAACAAAUCAAGGAAAGACUCUCUCAUUCACCUUCUGAUGUCCUGCAGGAUUACGCGCUGCCUGAAGUGCAUGAAGACUUGAUCCUCAUUGGGGGAAACUUUGUCCCCCCCCGGACUUUUUGGACAGGGUCUGUGCACAAAGCCAGGGCCUCAGUGGAUGGCAAACACGCUCGGUGCCAAGGGAGAGGAACGGUUCAGAAGUGAUCUAAAAGUUGCACUAUCUUUUUGUCGUAACCGAACAAGGGAAAUGUUUCAUUCAGUUUUCUGUUUGGCCAAUGGACUCGAGCCCCAAAUGCAUUUAGGGAGCAAAGAACAAGCAUUGUAAGCGUAAGUCUUUGUCACGGUAAAGAAAUACUCCAACCCAGCCUACCAUGUGACGGGUCGUCCCCUGGCCUGAUGGUUGGAACCUCAUCUGCCUCACAACACUUGCUGUGUGACCAACCAGCCCGCAUUCUAACUAGCCGAGAACUCCUUAGCACGGGGGUGUCCAAAGUGCGACCCGCAGCUUGCUGUUUAUUGGCCCAUGGCAUGCAUAAUGUAUGAAUCAUGAAUGUGAUCUUUUUCAUGUACAAAAUGUGUCCUUUCAUUUGUCCGUCUGCGGACACCCCUGCCUUACAACACCACAAUCCUGGUGUGGGUCACCCAACUCUUAUCGUGAGGACAAAUACCGUCAAUAAAUCAAUACAUCUUAGGUCGUGCUUGGGCCCCCACCCUAAAGUCCACCACAUUCGGGUAGCGUGCGUGCUCUUGAUCCGUGCCCAAGUUCCCUACGCUUCCCGUCCUCUGGCGUGACACGUGCGCACGCUCGGCAUAGCUGCAUUGCAAUCGCUCCUCUGCAGUCACUUUUCAUAAACCUUCAUAAUAGAAAGCUUCCAAAUGAGUCCGCCCUCCCCAAUGCGGUGGAUCCUUACUAUUCACAUUCGCAACCCCGCAAAUUUGAACAUUUUCCAUCCAUCCAUCUUCCUUCGCUUAUCCAAGUUUGGGUCGCGGGGGCAGCAGCCUAAGCUGAGAAGCCCAGACUUCCCUCUCCCCUGCUUCUUCGUCCAGCUCCUCCUAGUGGAUCCUGAGGUGUUCCCAGGCCAGUUGAGAGACGCAGUCUCUUCAACGUGUCUCAGGUCUUCCCCGAGGCCUCCUACCAGUCAGACGUGCCCUGAACACCUCCCCAGGGAGGCAUCCGGGAGGCAUCCUGACCAGAUGCCCGAGCCACCUCAUGUGGCUCCUCUCAAUGCGGAGGAGCAGCGCUUCUACUCUGAGUUUCUCCUGGAUGACAGUGCUUCUCCCCUUAUCUCUAAGUGAGAGCCCAGACACCCUACGGAGAAAACUCAUCUCGACCGCUUGUACCCGCCAUCUUGUCCUUUGAGUCACUACCCAAAGCUCAUGACCAUAGGUGAGGGUAGGAACGUAGAUCCACCGCUCGAUCGAGAGAUUUUCCUUUUGGUUCAGCGGACCGAUGCAGAGUCCACAUCACUGCAGAACCUUCCCUCACUCGUGAACAAGACCUCGAGUCCACCUGGGGCAGGACCUCACUCCCAACCCCCGGGUGCAAUCCACCCUUUUCCGACUGAGAACCAUGGCCUCGGGCUUGGAGGUGCUGAGUCUCAUCCCGGAUGAGGCCAUCAGGACAACAUCGUCUACAAUUAGCAGAGACGAAAUCCUAGGGCCCCCAAACUGGACUGCUAGAAAUUUUAUCCAUGAAAAUUAUGAACAGAAUCCUUGCAUAUUAGAACAUCUUUUGCCAAAACAUUUGUAUUUGUGAGGAAACCCGCCAUUUUGUGCUUUAUUUUACAUUGAUUUGCUCUACGUGGGCAAAACUCACCAACCCAAAUGCCUAUGCGGGUAUCGCUUACGCACUAAUUUACAUGGAAAACAAUACCAUUUUUUACUCACGUAUAACCCACAAGGCAUGCUGGGAAGUUACCCAGCAUGCCUUGCCGGUAACCUCACUUGGUCGUCAUUCCCCGUCUCUCUCCCCCCUGAACACACAUACUACACAUACGCAUCCCAAAUGUAACUCUGGAGGAGCGAUCGCAUUAGCGUUCCGAGGGAUUAGUCUACAUGGGGUUGAAGUGAAAGGGCUGAGGAGGGUUUAGAAAUUCUAGCCUUGGUCUCUGCUCGUUGUUGCCGUCUCCUCCACUCUGCUUUGUCUCUUCUUUCCAGCUUGCUUCCAUCGGAUACCCGACCAGCCCCCACACAGCGCUAACGUCCGUGUGCUGGAUAACGCCGAAUCAGCCAAACCCCUCGAAUGCAAGCAGAGACUGUAUCUCAAAAGCGCCAUGCUCGUACAACAAGUAUUUCUUUGUAGUACUUUGAUUGUCCACAGGACACGUGCAAUGAUGGCAAGAAGACCUUAACUGUGUCCAAACGCGUCCCAUACGGUGUUGUGCUUCUACUAAUCACGCGUUAGCUAUACAGGAAUUUCCAUCGACUAGGAUUCCUUGUUUAGAAAUGGAAUAUUUUCUUAGUUAGAGCAGAGGAAACCUGUUCUAAAUGUGCUUUUUAACAUGAUUAGAGACCUCUAGACAUGAAAUAACACCCCUAUAGUCACCUUUACACUCCUAUUACCCAAUACAGGAGACAUAAGAGAAAAUAAGACAUAAUAUAGACUCACAUGUUCACCUUCUUCAAUAGACUCACACGUCCACCUCCUUGUUUUCUGGACAGUACUUCCUGUGGGGGCUAUCGUCUCAUCAAUGUAACAUUACCGACACCUAGUGACCAGCGUAGAAUACUACAUAUCACGUCUCGGAAUGUCUUACAGUAUAUUUUGAUUUACUUCACUUAGCCAUUUUUAUGCUUGAAACGGCUUCAUUUAGGAACAAAAAAACAUCACAUUUGCUUCAAUACGCAUAUUUUUGGGCUAAUAAUAGGCCGUAUUCAACCAUGAAACUGUGAUUUAUUCAUGUUUGUUUGACAAGUGUGAUUGAAGCGAGUGAAGCCGUGAAAUUUGAAGCGCGAAGCGGCGAGGGAUUACUAUGCUGCGCGGGCUGAUUUAAAAAAAAAAAAAAAAAAAAAAAGAGCUGUGGGUGGAAAAUGUCCCUGGGGCUUGCAUCGGUUGUUCCAGCAUAUGGACGGUAUCGGCAUGGAGGCCUUAACGAGCUGAGAAUCCGAGUUAUUGUAAAGUAGUAAACGCUCACGUCUGACUGAGAAUAUUUUUGUCAGUUGAAACGGAUUCUUAACGCGUCCGUGUGUGUGUGUGUGUGUGUGUGUGUUUGUGUGUGUGCGCGCGCGCUACAUUGCUGCUGCUAUUGCUGUUGCUGCUACUUGUUGCUUCCUGGUGCACAUUUCUUUCUUAUCGCUGUUGAUUUUCCCUGCUUUUCUUCUGUCCACUCGGCGGUGGCGUGUACAUUUCCUGCAAGGAGUUUUGCAUGUUACAAUUACGUGUGUGUUGGUUUUGUUUUUUGUUUGUUUUGUUUUUUAAGGUGCCUCAUGUUCACGUUUGAGCAGACGACGGAGGAGUGAGGUCGAGCUGCGCCUUGGAAUCUUGACGGGACGCUUUCUUGUGGGCAGUUGCAGUAUCUUGCCUCAAGGGGGCAGUGUGACAUGUCAGUUCUCGUACAAAUGUGGCCUCAGUGUACAAGAGAGUCUAUUUUUGCAAUGUCACCUCAAAUCCUUUCCACAAAAUGUGUGUGUGUGUGUGUGUGUGUGUGUGGAGCAGACAUAGGAACCACUUGCACUCAAAAAAAAGCUCCCACCUUCGUUGUGCCUGACUUCCAACGGUGCUUUUCUGUUUGUUUGUAAGGUGCUGUAUAGAACUUGAAUAUAUAUGAUGCACAUGUCCUGCCCAAUGGGUAGAAAUGUUGUGAAUAAUGUCAUAUAUAUAUAUAUAUAUAUAUAUAUAUAUAUAUAAUGUACACACAAUAUAAGACUUUCAAGAAGGCAGUGGCACAUUUUUAAAAGGCCAAACAGUCAAAUGUGUGUGUGGUUUGUUUUUGUUUUUAUUUUAAAGACGGUAUGCUUAGAAUUUGCUUAGUUAAUAUUUUGCUCCAUACAGGGUGUCUCUAAAGUCCGGACAUAAAAUAUACAUAUAUACAAACGUUCAAUUUCAUUCACAAUGAAUUAGUAAACAUAUAUGUUUUAAUAAUUCAAAUGAAACAUUUACGACAGGGGUUCAAGGUAAUUAUCAGUAAGCCUGUCACGAUAAUUUGAUAAAGUGAUAAAUCAAACAAUAAGAAAAACAGCUGUAUAAUUAUGAGCCGUGGAUAAAUUGACGUGCAAGUGUGCGUGUGUUUCAUCUGCUCUUCUGUCUGUGGCACACAUGUUGGGCGACAAGAGGGUUCACUCUGCUUGUGUCUGUGCGCAUUGGUUGUAUAUUGCAAUGAACGGACAGAGUGAACCCUCAUCUCAUUCAGGUUCUUUGCGGAGGCGGGGCUACUAGUGAGUGGCUACAGAGUGCUAGCAGUUAGCCUCGUGAAGCAGCAUACGCUAACAUGAAUGCAGGCGCUGAGGCGAUGGUUUCAACAGCGACAGUGUGGGAACAUAUGGGUUUUAACUGAGGCGUUUAGUCGGCAAAUAUAAACAAAACAGUGAAAAUGGUGCGCGCUCACAGUGUCCCUGGCUACAUUGCGAAAACAUACUGUACAUACGGUACAGGCAACUUCUGUGUCAAAGCUCAUGUCUCACACACGUGCAAGUACACUAUACUUGAGUACCAUCUAGUGGUUCAAAUGUGAAUUACACCAUGAAAAUAAUGGUGUCAAAAAAUAAAGACAUCAAUUAUUGAUAAUUAGUAGCACAAUUAUCAACCGGCAAAAUGUAUCGUGACAGGCCUAAUUAUCAGGAUUUAUGACGUCAUACCGAUAAAUCCUACAACAUUAAAAAUAGCUCCUAUAACAGGUAAUUAAAAAAAAAAAAAACGCUCCAGAGGCGAGAUAUGGUGCGGGUGCACAAAUAAAGCGCUCCUUUUUCCUCCUGCCGGUGACAUUAACAGCCUGUUAUAACUUCCCCUGAGCUCACUUGUAAACAAACGUUCACUUUCCCAUGAAGAUAUUUCAUGUGCUAGUUGUGUACCAAAUGCUCUGUGAUGAGGGGGAAAAAACCCACAAAAAACCUCAUCGGCCACCUGAAACGCCAGCGCCAUGAUGUUUGAAAAGUGCAAAAGGUUUGCCGGAAACCUCCGUCGUGUCACACCGGCUACUCGGAGUGUGUGCCCGAAUACAGUCUACCUUGCUGGGCCACAGCAGGUGGCUCCUCCCCCUCUAUAUUCUGGUUCUCCUGAUAGUGGUGAUGUGGUAGUGGUAAUGUCAUAUUUCAUUAGGACAAAUCAACAAAUCCUAAUUUGCUGCAGUCCUUCUUGCCUCCAGGCGUGGACAAACUACACUUACAUCUCAAUAAAGUAGAUCUAAGAAAGUUAUCGGUACCAUAUCGGUCUUGAGAAGCAGAAAGUUAGUCUGUAUGGGUUUGUAAAAAAGAUGUGGUGCAUCUCUAAUUUUGAAAUAAUAUAAUAAAUAAACAAUUAAAAUGUAAAAAGUACCAUGUAUUUAUUUUUCAUAUCAAAUUCAGCUUUUUACAUUUUUGCUAACUGGAUAAUACAUGCAUUUUCCCCCUACGUGUCCAGACUUGUUUUGGGACACCCUGCACAACCGUGUAGUGACAAGGAUGAAAGGCCGAUUCCACACUUUUCCUUUUCUAAUAUUCUUUGCUUUUAAUAACACCGCAAAAAUGAUCUUUAAAGAAUGCAUUUAUGACACGCACACGCACACGCUCACAAGCUAGCCUCACCACAUUCCCCAAGACGGGGGUGUCCAGAGUGCCAUCCAUUGUCCGUCUGUAAACGCGCAACACUUACAUUUUUCGUGACUCAUUUGUAGAUUUGCAAAAUACAUAUUUUAUAACUCAACACAUUUUCUUGUGGGCAAAUGAUUUUUAUUCACGUUUAUUCAAAGUUUUUGAUUCUACAUCUAAAAAUUGAACUCAUUUUUGGCAAAUAUUAAAAAAUAUAUAUACAUAUACUGUAUAUAAUCGAUUUUUUUUUUAAUGAUCCUUGAAUAUCCAAAUCCAGGCGAAUAACAUUCUUCUAACUUUUCGAUACAGUAAUCCCUCCUUUAUGGCGGUUGGUAGGUUCCAGAAUGCAAAGUAGGAUUCCUUAUUUAUAAACCAAAUAUUUUUGUAGUUACAGCAUAGAAAACCUGUUCAUGACCUGCUGAACAGUUUUGAACAUGAUUAGAGCCCUCUAGACAUGAAAUAACACCCCUAUAGUCACCUUUACACUCCUAUUAGCCAACAUAGGAGACACAAGAGAAAAUAAGACAUAACAGACACACACAGGUUAGCAUUGAGAGUUUGUUUAUUUACUUCCUGUUUCUGUACAGUACUUCCUGUGGUGGCUACUGUCUCAUCGACACCUAGUGACCUGUGUAGGACACUACAUAUCACAGUCUUUGAAUGCGCCCUUUAUAAGGGGAUUUUACUGUCAUUCAACUGUCAUUUUUAUGCUUGCAAAUGCUUCAUUAGGCCAAAAACAUGUAAAAUUUGCUUGAAUAUGCAUAUUUUUGACCGUGCUCAGCGCCAAGCGACGAGGGAUUACUGUAGUUUCCUUUUCCGUGUGGCGCUAAUCAUCCUUGGAAGUGUUCUGAUUUUGGCCAUUUUUAUGUUUUUUUUUUGUUUGUAUUUCUAAAUAAGCGCCAGGUCAGAAAUGGCCCCCGGGCCGGACUCUGGACACCCCGGUCUACGCAGAAUGCCCCGUCUCCCCACGGAAAAAGGGCUCAUUCUCUUCUCGUGUGUGUGUGAAAAUGAAAGCUAACCCAUCGUACGCGUUUCCUUCCCUCCUGUAUUAUUUUCUACCCCCUGCUGUAAAAGACUGGCUUCAUAUUUGAGUGUUGACGUCCUUUAAAGACAACACAGCAGUGCAUUAUUUCCUCUUCAGAGCACCAAAUAAAUGGCA